ACAAUGACAGCUGCAGACAAACUUGAGUCCAGUCAUGGGCGACCUGAUUCGGGUAGUAAUGGCGAUUCGAGUUUACCCGAGAGACCGAGAUCCCGGACAAUGCCUGUUUAUUACACCUCAAAUGAAUCGAAUACGGUGAAAAAAUUAAGAAGAUUUCAAGAGCAGUCGGUUGUUUCCGAGCUAGCCGAUUCUCGAGAAGAGAAAAAAGUCCAUAUCGCGGAUCUUCAAAGUGAAGCUAAAAAAGCAAUGAGGAAAGUACCUCUGGAUAUAUUGACAACUGAUUGGUUCAUAACUACAAUUGACACAGUCGAGUUGCGAUCAUACAUCACAGAUAAAGUACUGCCACAACUUGUGCUGGGGUUGGAAAAACUACUCAUGGAAGCGGACAGAAGAGGCUUGCCAUAUAUUGCAGAGAAAAAAGCAGCUACGCUGGAAAUGGACGUGGAGAAAAGAAUGGAGCUGAAUAAGGUCGAGGCGAUCAUUGGAAGUUUGCGGGGAGACAGUGUAAGAAAAGAAGACUAUCCCUCGUAUGACCCAAAUUUUAACCCCUUGAAUUUUCUUGCGAGGUAUUUGAUGCGCAACAAUCCGCGGUUCAACAAUCAGUCGGAAAAUUCGCCGUAUGCGCGUGGUCUCAGAGCGAUCAGUCACCAACUGCGCCAAAAAGUUUUCUCAUCCGAAGAAAACAGGCUUGCAGCGAUUAAAAUGGAGGCAAGAAAGAAGCGUGAAGAGCGCGAGGAACGUGAGCGAGAACGGUUGGCUGAAAAAGCGCGCAAAGAGUCCCAACUGGAAUACAUUUUCUUCAGCUGGGUCUACUCAAAAGCCAACAUGCCUCACAAAGAUGAACGCGAUCCGACCGAGCUGGUACAACUAGCUUACGUUCAAAAUGUCAUGCGCUCUUUCGAGGAACUGGUUCGAAAAUUGCCUGUCGAGAUGCAAGAUAACGCAAAGUUUGACGCCGAAAUUGAGCAAACAGAUAUCAGUGGACGAACCCUCGACAAAUGGCAGUUCCGAGCGUAUGGGAUGAAGUAUGUGCAGAACUUCUCGCCUGACAUGUUCGAUCUGUUCAUGUCUCAUCUGACCAUGUGUGCAGAUGCAUACCACGAAGCGAACAGAGUCACCAGACGGCAGAAGAUAUACACUGACUUGUUCAACUACCUCGACACCAAAAUCGGCUACAUCAAUAGAAACAUAGUGAUCCAGUUGCUGCAGAUGUUCUGGAAGAAAUGCGAUAAAGAGAAGAGAAACAAGUUGAGAGAUCCAAGGAAAUGGCCUGUCGUGGAGAUUAAAGAGUCGGAGGAAGACGCUGAAGAUCCGGUGGAUGAAAUAGAAGUGUCCAAAUUAGAAGAGGAAGAGGUGAAAGAGGGCGAAGGGGAGGAGGAGGAGGACGUGGGGGCAGGUGGUGACGCCACUGCCUCAACAGGGGAGGAGGGGCAGAAUGAGGGCGAUGAGAGUGGGGAGACUACGGCAGAGGAGAAACAGUCUGCUGUGGAAGAUUCGGUGAACACCCAAACUGGCGAGGAAGAUGCAAUUGCGCCGAACGAAAAAGCUGCAGACACUACUGAAAACUCCGAGGAAACUGGACAGGAGAAAAAGGAUGCAACAGAGGAAGAAGGAGGAGGGGGUCAACAAGAGGGAGGAGAUGGGGAGGAUGAUGAUGAUUUGGAUGAGACUGCGUCUGUGAAGGAGCAGAGGAAUAUAGUGGAGGAGAUCAGAAAGGCUGAGCUGGAAAGGGAGAAGACUGGAGCAGCGCGGAACGAUAACCAUUUAAUUGUCUACAUACAUAAGUUGCGUGAAGUUUUGCCGCGGGAGCAGACUGAGGCGUUCAAUGAGAACAUGUUGAGCAGUGACCAGUUCUCGCUCCUGAUUGAGAACUUCCUGGGGGAGGGGUGUGAGGACAAGCUACUCUACUCUUUCAUAUCUUACAUCAGCACAUACUACUUGGAGGGGGAGGAGGACAAGCUGUACAGAAUAAACAAGUUGAACUCGGACGCGAAGGAGAGGUUUGGCAAGUACAUACUGGAGGCCCUCUUCUCCACCUGGGACAUAGAUGGAAAGGGCUACGUGGAGUUGCCCCACUUCAUCUCUGUGGCUGAGAAGUACAAGGGAGGUGCCGAGCAGGAGGCGCUCGAACUGGGCCUGGAUGACUUCGGAGCUGUGCCGGACAACCAGCUGACACAGCCAAUGUUUGUGGACCUGGUGUCCGACAUCAUCCAGCAUCUGGCAGGGGGAGAGGAGCAGCUGCAGUCAUAUGUCCAGUUCCUCACAGACUCGGUGGAUAAGUCACACGAAGAAAAGAUCAGAGGAAUGGCGAGGAGAAAAUGGCUGGAGGAGAUAACAGCUGUAGCUCACUCAACCGGAGACAUGGAAACAGUCUACAGGGCCGUGUUCAAUGCACUCUACAAGGACGCAGAGGCUCACGGUAGAAACAAAAAAAUCUGCUCCAACGUCUGCAUGUUGGAAUCCAACCCAGCUGCAGACGAUGACUCCCCAGACAUCCCGUCUAAACUCCUCAGAUGUGUGGCCGCAACAUCGGAUGAUGCGCCUUUUAUGUUGGGAGAACGCAUAACGGAGACGGAGGAAAAUAUAUCGUUUCCCGCGAUGGCCCAGAAGGAGAUGAUUCAUGUGCCUAAAGUGAGGUCACACGGGUCUGUGCACUACUGGAACCCAAGACGGAGUGACAGGGACGGUAGCCUGAUCGUGUGCCCCAUUCUGGACAGCAGGAGGAGUGCCUAUGGCACCCUGGCAGUGGACACUCUGAGGACUCAGAACAAGGAGAACAGGAUAUUCCUCCAACACGAACUCGCAUUCGUGCAGGGUGUGGCUCAGAAGUUCCACGAAGCAUUUUCUCUGAUUGACAUGAAGCGCAGAAGUCUUAAAAUAGUGGAGAGCUGUAUCAAGUGGAUCAAAGACAACUGCCCGACAGUGAAGGAGGUGACAUUCUACCUUGUUGAGAGUAACCCACUUCAAGUUGAGUCACCAUUCACUCUCAGGAUGAUGUGUGGAUCUGAUUAUGACGGCAAAGUUACUUACUUCAAGAAGACAAAGGCCCUUGCUCUGAGGGACAACAUGUUCAAGGAGUACCUGUACAAAGCCGUGAGUAACUCGGAGACGGUGAUUGGGGAAAUGUUGAGCCAGUUCCACAUGGCUUGUCCCAUCAGAGAUCCAGAUGGAUUUUCCAAGGCUGUUAUGGAUAUCAAUCUUGGCCAAACAGACACUCUUAACAAGAUGGAGAAGAUUGAGCUGACUAGACUGUUGAGUAUCCAGCAGGAUGCGUUCCACUACAUGACAGAGGAGGCACAGGGCAAGACCACCACUCACGCCGCAUUGGAGAUUGAGAAGGACAUGGGUGCCCUGAGUGUUGAGAUCCUGUUCGAGAGGAUGAUGCUGCUGGAGAUGAGGAGUCUGGUCAAGGAGAUCGGAGGAGAGACGUUCGCUGAGAUGAAGAGCUACAACCAGCCACCCGAGACAGCUGUGCAGAUCGUGGACAUCCUCAUUGAGUUGUUCCUAGCGAAGAAUAAGGAACAGUUUAACAACUGGAACUCUAAGAAAUUGGUUCUGUCUUCGGAAAUGCUGAAAAAAGUGGCCGCAUUUGACCCCACUGCUCCGACGACUCUAGAUGUGACAGUUAUGAGGAAAAUGCUCAAUGAUAUUUCGAAGGACCGUCUGUCAGUAAUGGGACCCUUUCCAGCUCAGACUCUCUUCAACUGGCUCACAGUCUCAAUCUCUCUAAUGGAGCAUGCUAACAACUUCCGAGUAGCAACUACCGAGGCAAAGAAGAAAAACAAAACCAAACUGAACAGCUCGGGAGAUGAGAAAGAUAAUACAGAUUCGAAUGAACAGGAAAAAGUCGAAGCUACCGAAUAGUGAAUGGGUUAAGAGCAACGGUGAAUUUCAGACUCUUCUGUAAAUAAAUCGCAUAAAUCAUUCUAUUUCGAAUUUCAAAUCGUCUUUAGCUAAAGAAUGUAAAAAAAGUCAUUGUAAAUGUACAUGGUAUCAUAACUUACUAAUAAAUUGUAAAUAUGUACAAACGGUGUUUCAUUCAAAUAAAUCAAAGAAAGUUUCGGUAUUAAAAGUCUUUA
Messenger RNA from Symsagittifera roscoffensis, 4079 nucleotides. RefSeq names its product EF-hand calcium-binding domain-containing protein 5-like. The transcript has 24 exons. Bases 4 to 3864 code for a protein of 1286 amino acids. The record is from RefSeq and is a predicted model, not a curated record. Lineage: Eukaryota; Metazoa; Xenacoelomorpha; Acoela; Convolutidae.